AUGGAAAAAUUGAAGAGUCUCCGCUCUCAAAUGAACAUCGAGCCGGCGCUGAUCUUCGCGGCAAUGUCGAUGAGUUUUCUCCUCACCUCACAGCCACAAUUCCAGUAUUGGGCACGAUGUAUCGAGAUUGGACAGGAAAAGGGUUUCAACGAUUCGAUGUGUGAACGAUCGGAGAUCCCGGAUGAUGACGAGUUUAAUAAAGAAAUACAAAAGGAUAUCUCUGAGAUGAGGAUUUACAUUCAGAUCGCUAACUCGUUGCCAAACAUCAUCUCAGCUCCAUUACUUGGCAUUUGGGCGGAUCGAUCAGGUCGAAAAAUCCCACUGAUCUUCUCGAUUUGCGGUUUCUGCAUUUACGCUCUUUUGUACAUCGUCGCAACGCUCACCUAUCGACACAUUAAUGUAUAUAUUUGGUUUUUCAUCUCGGAAACGAUUUGGGGUCUUUCGGGCGGAUCGUGUGGUUUAAUCGGCACAAUGUUCGCGAUGAUCAUCGAUGAGACGAGGAAAACACCGAAUUCGGGAAAUCUGGCGGUCCCCUUUCGAAUCGUUCUCGGCGCGGCGCUUCAAAAUUUCGGUGGUUUCGCUGGGAAUAUCGUAAUCACAAUGCUCUCCGAUCUCAACUCACGCUAUUUGAUCUGUGCUAUUUUACAGUGCAUUUUCAUCUUUUUGACCCUUUCCUAUGUUGUAUUAUUCUCACAUGAGACUCAUCAUCCAAAUCGAAUCAUCGAAACGGCGUAUGAGACUGGGAAAGUUUCAGUCGAUUCGACCUCGCAGAACUCGAAAAUCCCCUCAUUCACAUCGCGCUAUUUCUCCGAGAUCUGGACGUCAAUCAUUGAGGUUUUAUUCCGUAAACGUCGUGGCUGGGUCCGUUUCUGCAUCAUCACCUCACUCGGCCUUUCCGUUGUCGAAUUGAUUGUGUUAGACAUUAACUACAUCUAUUUGUACAUAAAACGGCCGCAUUUCGAUUGGAGUGAUCGAACAUUUUCCCUUUUUAUGACACUUAAGGGAUUGUGUGCGGCAACGGGAAUGCUUUUAGGG
This is a messenger RNA of Mesorhabditis belari, 1035 nucleotides long. The record is from the annotation of a GenBank genome assembly. NCBI's taxonomy places the organism in Eukaryota, Metazoa, Nematoda, Chromadorea, Rhabditida, Rhabditidae.